ACCGUUACUUAUUCUCUGAGCUGCCGCCCUUUCAGUUCCACGUGGAAUCCCUCACCGGAAUCUUGUCUGAGCUCCGAUCUAUAUCGUCGGGAUCUUCAUCGAACCAAAGGUACUCUAUUUUUCGAUUCAAAAGGAAUGUAUAAUAACUUAGGAGCCCAGCCUGGGGUGCCGAUGCCACCGACAAAUCCUCAGCCAACUCCAUUUGGUAAUGCAUUUUACGGGGCUGGUUCUGGUCUUAUCCGAGGUGGUCUAGGUGCAUAUGGGGAGAAAAUUUUGGGAUCAAGUUCUGAGUAUGUGCAGAGCAAUAUAAGUAGAUACUUCUCUGAUCCUCAAUACUACUUUCAAGUGAAUGAUCAGUAUGCGAGAAAGAAAUUGAAGGUUGUUUUACUGCCAUUUCUGCACAGGGGCCAUUGGACAAGAAUAACUGAGCCAGUGGGUGGCACACUUUCAUAUAAACCCCCUAUUUUUGACAUAAAUGCACCAGAUAUAUACAUCCCAUUUAUGGCUUUUGGCACCUAUGUCGUCCUUGCUGGAGUAUCACUGGGCCUUCAAGGGAAGUUUAGCCCUGAAGCACUCAACUGGCUUUUCGUUAAGGGAUUGUUCGGCUGGUUUCUGCAAGUCAUGCUGCUGAAAGUAAUGUUACUCUCAUUGGGCAGCGGUGAGGCGCCUUUACUCGACAUUCUGGCAUACGCCGGGUAUACUUUCACAGGAAUAUGUUUGGCCGUUCUCGGCAGUAUCAUAUGGAGAUACUCGUACUACUUUUUGAUGCCUUGUACGUGCUUGUGCAUGGGAGUCUUCUAGGUGAAGACGAUGAAGAGAGUGCUGUUCGCGGAGGUUAGAGGUUACGAUUCUAGCAAGCAUCACUAUCUUUUGCUGUUUAUCGCGCUGGUUCAAUUCCCGCUUUUCACAUGGCUGGGCAACAUUAGUGUUAACUGGCUUUUCUAAAACCAUUGUCUAAAAUUGUGUUUAUUACCCAGCAGCUUUAACUGUGAUUUUAGGCAAUUUUUACCAUAGAUAAUUUAUCCUGUUUUUAGAUUCUUUUGUUUCUCAAAUUCAUAAAAACCAAUGCCCAUGUGCUGAGAAAUCUAAAACUUGUUUGAAUAUUUUU
Messenger RNA from Hibiscus syriacus, 1108 nucleotides. RefSeq names its product protein YIF1B-A-like. Gene Ontology annotation, biological process: endoplasmic reticulum to Golgi vesicle-mediated transport. The transcript has 5 exons. Gene Ontology annotation, cellular component: endoplasmic reticulum-Golgi intermediate compartment; endoplasmic reticulum membrane; Golgi membrane. Bases 136 to 801 code for a protein of 221 amino acids. The record is from RefSeq and is a predicted model, not a curated record. Lineage: Eukaryota; Viridiplantae; Streptophyta; Magnoliopsida; Malvales; Malvaceae.